AUGGAGGGAAUGUCUAGCUGUCUACCCGGAUCGUCACCCUCCCGGGUCAAAUCCCAGAAGUGGAGUUCUUGGAUCACUUACCGGCUUCUGGUUUUCCUUUCAGACGCCCACACGCGAAAUCCAAGGGGCGGACACCAGCGCCCAGCACUUUGCGCUCAGGAAAUUUACCCGGUGAAGUGUCGAAAAGCCCCAACCCCUUCAGACAGGGUCCUCCCACCCCGGCGCUGGCCAUCCCGGCCCAGCCCUCCCGAGGCCCUGGGUACUCGCCUUGCGCGCGGGUCGCGGAGUUCUAAAAGCGAGCCUUGGGCGCUCAGUCCUCGCCACUCUGCCGGAGGCGCCAGGCCUCCUCCUUCCCGGUCCCCGCCGGCUGUCCGCAGCCGCCUCUGCUGCCUGGCGGCUGCCGCACGGGCGGCGCUGUUAGUGGGGCCGGCGCGUCGCGGCCGCGGCACCUGGAGGCGGGGAGCGCGGAGAGCGCGGGCCGCGGACCCGCGCUCAGCUCCGGAAACGCCGAGCCCGGCGCCCGCGCCUUGCUCAGGUGCUCCAGCGCCUCGCCUCGGCAGUCGCUUCCUCUCGGCCCGCGGGGGCGGGGAGCAGGCGACCCGCGCGGGGGAAGCCGGAGCUCAACGGCGGGGGCGGCCCAGCCGGCCGCCCUGGUUCCGCAGCAUAGUUGGGCGACUGACUCAGACCGCCGCGAUUUGGCCGCGCCUGGCACCCUCGCCACCUGGCGCACCUUGGCCCGGAGGCGCCAGACCCCGCUGGGGAAGCUGCGGGGGCGCGUCCUGGAGCCCAGAGCGACAAGGGCAUUACCCACCUUCCCGGGACGGAGAUGCCCAGGACCUUGUGUUGGCUCCUCCUGGCCAGUGGGUUUGUCUGGUCUCACUUUGUCACCCAGGCUGGAGUGUAGUGGUGCAGUCUCGGCUCAUUGGGCCCCCUCCUCUGCGUCCAAGCUAUCCUCCCACAUCAGCCUUCCAAGCAGCUGGGAUUACAGAGGCGCACCAUCAGCCAAGCUGCUGCAUCUGGCCCCUCAAGCGUCAAGUCAAGGGGAAAAGGAGAUUGAGAGGAAGGGCGGUCUGUGAAUUGAACUACUUCUUAAAUCACUAGUCACAUCUUGGUGGAAGUCCAGCAAUGAAGAUGGCACAGAAACACAUUCCAAAUACCGUGAUACCAUAAAGUAUACUGUAGCAAUGCAUCUGGCACACCCUCAUUUUAACAUCUGUCUCAGAAGAUUUUGACAGAAGAUAAAACUAGUUUUUAUUUCAUUGAUUUCAUGAACAUUUAUUUCACUAGUUUCAUGUCAUAGGCCCAUGACUGUAUAAAGAGUCAUAAUCUUUACAAACACAACAAUGACUCACGGAGACAUGUUGCAAAGCUAUAAUCCAAAACACUGAUGUUAAUUUCAGAGGCCAUUAAUGGUGUUAAGAAGGAGCUUUUGUUAACCAAAUAAUUGAAUACUCAUAAUUACUUUUCAGUUCUAGUUCAGUUCUUCACACCAAACCAUUUUAUUUACAUAGUGAAUGCAGAACUUGCCAAUAAGAACUUUCAAUACUAAACUUCUAUGUAAAACAAAACAUCUCAAAAUCAAUAACUACUUUAAUGGAAUAGUAAAGAAUUUACUUAAACACAAAGGAAUGAAAAUAUCUCUGCAAAUAUGUCUACUGACUUUUCAAUUUUGGUGACUUCUUUCAAAUUAAUUCCUUUACCUCUGUUCCUCAU
Molecule: messenger RNA, 1713 nt
Organism: Rhinopithecus roxellana (golden snub-nosed monkey)
Lineage: Eukaryota; Metazoa; Chordata; Mammalia; Primates; Cercopithecidae
Product: translation initiation factor IF-2-like
Exons: 5
Coding region: 1-1101 (366 amino acids)
Source: RefSeq, a predicted model, not a curated record